AUGCCAAGUACUGCUCAUCCUUACAUGCCGAAUAGGAAUGCUCUCCGGCAACAAAUUAAGCGUAUUAGAAGGGAAAAUACGCCAUCUCAACCUCAAUCAUUAGAAGAUUUAAUAAUUCCCAAUUCAUUGAGAACUACGAUUGGUGGGGAGUUAUUUUUAAUCAAAGAUUCAACCAUUGACGAUGAAAAACUUCUACUAUUUUGUACUAAAAAUAAUACUCAUUGGCUGUCACAUGCUCGUUAUUUAAUUAUGGAUGGUACUUUUUGGACAGUUCCAACAAUAUUUAGACAGCUAUAUACCAUACACGCACCUGUAGGGGGAGACAAUUUUCGAGUUUUUUCUCUAGCAUAUGCUUUAAUGUCAUCAAAAUCUGAAACCCUGUAUACACGUCUUUUUCAAGACUUAAUUGAUUUUUGCGAAGAUAAUGGUGAGCAACUAAAUCCAUAUUGUAUAAUGACAGAUUUUGAACCGGCAGCAAUAAAGGCAUCAAAAGCAGAGUUUCCUAACGUGAAAAAUAAGGCAUGCUUUUUUCAUUUAUCUCAAAGCACUUGGAGAAAAAUUCAAUCAUCUGGCUUGGUGAAUUUAUAUGAUACAAACGAAGAGUUCAGUUUGAAAAUAAGACAAAUGCUUGCCCUGGCUUUUAUUCCAUCUCACGAUAUACCAGCAGCAUUCGAUGAACUUAAAGCGACAUUUCCUCCUGAAGCUGAAGAAGUUGUCCAAUGGUUCGAAGAUAAUUAUGUACAUGGCCGGAUUCGUCGCCGAAACCAAAGAAAUGGUAAUAUUAUAYGCACAGACCCACUUUUUCCGCCCAAACUUUGGUCUGUAUCAGAAUUAAUGGACCAUGGAAYUCCUAGGACACAAAAUAUUGUCGAAGCUUGGCAUCGACGUUGGUCGACUUUGGUUGGUAAACCUCAUGUUGGAGUCCAUACAAUGAUUGAAGAGCUCAAGAAAGAACAGCAACGAGUUUACUUAGAAAUUGAAAGUAUUAAUCGUGGAGAACCACAACCGAAACAGAAGAAACAAAUAAUUGACAGAGAGAAACAAAUAAUGACGGUAUUUAAAGAGAGAUCAAAUAGGAGUGUUUUAGAUUUUUUACGGGGCUUGGCCCAUAAUAUAUCGAUGUAG
This is a messenger RNA of Diuraphis noxia (Russian wheat aphid), 1125 nucleotides long. RefSeq lists its product as uncharacterized. The record is from RefSeq and is a predicted model, not a curated record. Lineage: Eukaryota; Metazoa; Arthropoda; Insecta; Hemiptera; Aphididae.